GUGUGCUGAAGCGACACGGACCAAGGGAAUUAUUAAGGGUAUUCACAUAAAAGUGUUACUGGACAGCACAGCAAAGCAAAGCAAAGCGCACACGCGUUAUACGCUAGGUGGUGAAAUGCGGGCAGGCUCCAGUAUUAGGAGAAAUGUGGUAGUGAUGUAUACGGUAUGAACGAUGUGGCCUGCAGAAUACUAGCACUGUCUCUGCUGCUGUUAUUGAGGUGCUGUCACUGAACUGAAACUGCUGAGGAUUUGCUCCCUGGGAUACCCAUUUCCAAGACUUCGUUUGGAGGGAUCUACUGCCCACAGGCAGACACACAGAGACCCCCUGGAGAAAAAGAACUGACAACAAAAAGGGGGAGCCUUUUUUUCCCCUGCAACAAGAGGAUGAGUGGGGGGCUGAUCAGGGAGCAGCAGUGGCUCAAGUGAGCAAGACAUGGUGGCUGUGAGUGGGAUCUAGUCUUCAUGGCUGGAAGGAAUUUUUCAUACAGGACAGAGACCUGAAGAAAGACCUGCCCCUCACACAUGGUUGAUGGCCUGCGUGGAGAGUACUGAGAUUGGAGUGUGUGGACUCCCUCUGUAGGGACCUGAGCACAGGGUGGAUUGUAUCUCGGGUGCUACUCCCCCUUCUGCGUGGUUACAGCACUCAAAAGGAGUGAAUGAGAUGAGCUAUCUGGGUUAUAGUAUCUGAAGGGCUAAGUUAUUCUCUUGGAGAGCCAUUCUAAAUGAGCCUGACUGAGAUACUGGAUCUGUGUGAAGAAGACUAAGGAUAUAAUAGGAUGUCAACUGAGACAGAACUUCCAGUGGCUGUUAAAACCAGCGCAAAGAAAGACUCCAAAAAGAAAGGUCAGGAUCGCAGUGAAGCCACUUUAAUAAAGAGGUUUAAAGGUGAUGGUGUCCGAUACAAAGCAAAACUGAUUGGGAUAGAUGAGGUUUCUGCAGCGCGAGGAGACAAGUUAUGCCAAGAUUCCAUGAUGAAACUCAAGGGAAUUGUUGCUGCGGCUCGUUCGAAAGGAGAACAUAAACAGAAAAUAUUUUUAACUGUCUCCUUUGGAGGAAUCAAAAUCUUUGAUGAAAAGACAGGACUACUACAGCACCAUCAUGCAGUUCAUGAAAUUUCGUACAUUGCAAAGGAUAUCACAGACCACCGAGCCUUUGGAUAUGUGUGUGGAAAGGAAGGAAAUCAUAGAUUUGUGGCAAUAAAAACCGCCCAGGCAGCUGAGCCUGUAAUUCUGGACUUGCGAGACCUGUUUCAGCUCAUUUAUGAGUUGAAACAAAGGGAAGAAAUGGAAAAAAAGGCACAAAAGGACAAGCAGUGUGAACAAGCAGUAUACCAGACAAUUUUGGAAGAAGAUGUAGAAGAUCCUGUGUACCAGUACAUUGUGUUUGAGGCUGGACAUGAGCCAAUCCGUGAGCCUGAAACAGAAGAAAACAUAUAUCAGGUUCCGACGAGCCAAAAGAAGGAAGGUGUUUAUGACGUGCCAAAAAGUCAACCUGUAAGUCUGCAGAAUGGAAACUUAUUGCUGGACAUUGAUGAAAAUCUUGUUACAGUCACUCAGGCUGUUACCCAACUAGAGCUUUUUGGGGACAUGUCCACUCCUCCUGAUGUAACCUCUCCCCCAACUCCUGCAACUCCAGGUGAUGCCUUUAUCCCAUCUUCAUGCCAGUCACUUCCUGCUAGUACAGACACGUUUGGUUCUGUACCUUUCAGCACUGCUGCUGUACCCUCAGGUUAUGUUGCAAUGGGAGCUGUCCUGCCCUCCUUCUGGGGACAGCAACCCCUCGUUCAACAACAAUUGGCCAUGAGUGCUCAGCCUCCAGUUGCUCAGGUGAUGCAGGGAGGACAGCCAAUAGCAUGGGGCCAACCUGGUAUUUUUUCUCCUACCCAGCAACCAUGGCCAUCUGUAGCUGGUCAGUUCCAACCAACUGCCUUCAUGCCAACACAAACUGUUAUGCCUUUACAAGCAGCCAUGUUUCAAGGUACCAUUGCUCCCAUAGCUACUGUUCCACCCACAAGCGAUUCCACCAGAUCAAGUCCACAGACAGACAGGCCCAGACAGAAAAUGGGAAAAGAAAUGUUCAAAGAUUUCCAGAUGGCUCAGCCUCCGCCAGUGCCAUCACGAAAACCAGACCAGCCUUCCCUCAGUUGUACCUCAGAGGCCUUCUCCAGCUAUUUUAACAAAGUCGGGAUGGCACAGGAUGCAGAUGAUUGUGAUGACUUUGACAUCUCUCAAUUAAAUUUGACUCCUGUGACUUCUACAACGCCAUCUACAAAUUCACCUCCAACCCCUGCUCCUAGACAGAGUUCUCCAUCAAAAUCAUCCGUGUCUCAUACCAGUGAUCCUACUGCAGAUGACCUCUUCGAAGAGGGGUUUGAAAGCCCAAGCAAAAGUGAAGAGCAGGAGGCUCCUGAUGGAUCUCAGGCCUCUUCCAACAGUGAUCCAUUUGGUGAGCCUACUGGUGAUACUAUAAGUCCACAGGUCGGUAGCUAGAUAGCGCAGGUUGGGGAAACAGAACCUCUCUACGCCCAGAUCAACAGACCUAAGAAAUAGCAUUAUUACAGGCUUGUGGUGCUUCAAGACUCAAGUGAAAAUCUACAACCUGUCAGGCCUUUUGGCUCUUAUGCUUGAUUUCGAUUGAUCUUGUCCGACAAAGGAUAGAGGAUUGCCCUACCAAACGUACCUGACAGUUUUUGGCAACGAAUGGCAAAUUUCUAUGGCAGCACAAACAUAAAAACGAGCCCCGCUUACCAUGCCAAGCGUCUGAGUUCUUAGCACCCACAGUACGAAAUCUUACUCCUUGUUCUUCAUUUAAACUUUUGUCCUCUUCGUUACCUCCCACCUGGACAACGGGCAUUUGAAAUUGAAUAAGUAUUAGCCAUUGUUUUUCUUUUAAGCAAAAAAAUCAGAAUCCAUAUGUAGCAGUGGCAUCAUCAUUCAACAGCCUUUCAGGCACAAGUCUGCACUUUUUAUGUCAUAGUGACAUGUUUCUCAUUGUCAUUUAUAUCAGGCUACUCUUGACAUUAUAUUCCCCCCCCUCACCCCACCUCACCUCCGUCUUGGCAUAUUUAAAAAAAAAAGACAGGCUGUGUUAUUUUUUUGUAUUUCCUAUUCUGUUGUUUUGUAUGGGUAACAGAAUUUAACAGCAAAAUGCCUCCUAUGGAAAUGAUUCUUAACUUGAAACCGCAGAAUCAAACUGUGUUGAUUAUCCAUCCUGGUUGAAAAACAUUGCCAAAUGGACCUUUAAGUUAUAGCGCAUCGUGAGGAAGAAUUGCUGCUUUCUGUUUGAGUACUCAUUCUGUGGGUGGAAAAAGGACAUCAAAUCCCAUUGAUGAAAGAGGUGAAAAAUAUGUUAUUUCCUAGGAAACACAUAAAACAAAGUACAGUAAAGGAAUAUUUUUUAUUUCUUCGCUAUCUUGCUGCUGUAAUGCUAUGCAGACAAGUGUUUUCUUCUCUGUGUGCCAUUUUUGAAGAAAAAAAUCAUUUGCCAAAUAAUUCUGGUAUAAUUCUGGUUUAUGGAUUUUAGACGAAACAGACUUUAAUAAAUGGGACAAUGACGGCAUGAAUUUUGGAACAACAAACUGAUUCUGUGAUCAAAUUGUUCAUCUUUAUCACUUUUUGUACAUCGGAAAAUUCAAAUGGGAUUUUUAUUUUAUAACUUGAAAAAAAUCUCACCAUUAAACUCUUUAAAUGUUUAAGGGGAAAUGGCUUUAAGGAGUUCAAAUGAAAGUUGCCAGUUUUUUGUAAAUAUAAAUGUUAUGAAAAUUCUUUUAAUAAUGCCAUUACACUGUAGAGAAGGUAGCAAAUUGCAGUGCUUGGGAGGCGUGGCAAACCCAAUUUGUGGUUUUUGCAUCCCAUAUGUUUUUUCACAUGCUUAUUACAAUAGGCAGAGAGGCUGAAGUGCCUCCGCCAACAGCAAUUUGCUUGUCAGCAACUCGUAAAAUUGCUGGGAACGCAAGAUUUUAUGAUCUAGAUUUUUCCACACAAGUAUACAUUCUCCACAUUAAAAAAAAAAACCCACAUUUCAUAGACAUUUCUUUGAUUCUGAAAUCUGUAAAUGGAAGUCAUCAAACUGUUUACACACAGAGCAGAAGAAUUAAAAAGCUCCUUUUUUUACAUUUAUGAAGCAAACGUGCCGUGUUUGGGUUCAUAUGUUAGCACAUGAUUUUCAUAAAGAAUCUAUAUAUUUUUGCCCUACAGAGAAUUGUUAUACAGGUCAAAUGUGUUUUCCUGGUGUUCCUAUGCAGUUACAGUCUAUUGAAUUUAGUGGUUUAACACUAAAAAAAAAAAAUAUUAAAGAAAUCAACUGAUUAAUCUGUUUUUAGGGUUAUUGCGCAGAUUUUGUUUUUAACUUGAAACAUUAGGAUUUAUAUUUCUGUCAUUGAUUUAAAUAGGCCUGGAGUUGUAAAUCUUUUACUUUCUUUCAUCUCCAUAUAAGCUAAAAAGGGUUUAGAAGACGGCAUAUUUACUGUAAACAAAGAAAGCUGAAAGAUGAACUGGUGAUUGUUGAUAUGUACACCCAAAUCUCAUGAUUCCAGUCUGAUCUUUUGAAUUAGCUAAACUAGAGAAUUGUGAGUUACCGAAGAUAUAUGAAUGACAUAUUACAUAUGGGUAGACCUAAUGACCAUGCAGAGAAGAGAUCUUAUCCUCCGGUCCGUCAUUGUUUGGUGCAUAUUCCAUAGGCAUGUAGAGACUCUUGUAGCAAAGUCAAAUUUUCACAUCAGAAGAAAGAUGCAAACAGUUUUCUAACUGUAGGAGUUAAAUCAAAACCAGAUGGAUUGUGUGGUUUGGGGAUUAAAAUAAGGAAAAAAAUAUUUCCACGGGGCAUUUCUUUUUUAAGGAUAUUUUCAUAAUUUUAAUCUCAAUAAGUGGUGCUACUUUCUUCCUCGAUACGACGGUUUUUAGGUUUUGUCUUGCGGUAUUGAACCAUGAAGACAAUAAUUUUGUUUCCUCAUAAACAUUCAAAGCGUUGCAUAGUCAAGACAUUUUCAGUUAUGCAGUAAAAUGUUUAAAGAGAAGGAAAAGCAGAGUCAAGACUCAGUGAAUCCACUGACAUUACAUAUAUAGGGCUCAGAUUGGAAAAGUAGUACAAACUAAAUGAGGUUGGGAUUUUAAGAUUAGUUUUAUGAGAUACCAUAGUCCACAUUGUCAUUAGGCAUUUUUUUAUUUUUAACCAAUAUUUUUUUAGAAUACAUUGAUAGCUACCAUAUCAUUAUCACUAGACUGCCCUUCCUUGUGAUAGUUGAGAUGCAGAGGAAUGUGGGGAGUCUGCACUGUACCAGUAUUGUAGAUAUAUAACAGAUCCAGCUUGUGCAAUUGUUUAAACCCUCAUCCUUCACUAGCACUAAAUUUGUCACUUUAAAUUUUAAAACCAGGGAAUCCCACCCAACAUCCUGUUACCAUCCCCAGAAGUUUCUUGAUCUUUACAUGUCAUGAAAAAUAUUUUGAUAGACAGUAGUCAUCCAAGUGUCUGAUGAAACCUAUCAUCUAAUAAUGUACUGGGCACCUUCUUUGCAAAAAUGUUUACUCUGUGGUUUUCAUUCAUUUUUAUUUCUGCAUUCUGACACAUAUUUUUUUAAUAAAGAUGAGAAAGAUAAAAUGACUGUUGCAGUAUGUUUCUAGACCUACUUUAACUUUACCUCAGAUGAUGACCAUUUGUUAACAUAUAUGGACACAUUAUUUUUAACUUUGUGUAAUG
Messenger RNA from Chelonia mydas (Green sea turtle), 5694 nucleotides. RefSeq names its product DAB adaptor protein 1 (gene DAB1). Gene Ontology annotation, biological process: ventral spinal cord development; lateral motor column neuron migration. The coding region runs from base 777 to 2489 and encodes 570 amino acids. NCBI's taxonomy places the organism in Eukaryota, Metazoa, Chordata, Testudines, Cheloniidae. The transcript has 18 exons. The record is from RefSeq and is a predicted model, not a curated record.